This is a messenger RNA of Sinocyclocheilus rhinocerous, 319 nucleotides long. Its product is annotated as phosphoenolpyruvate carboxykinase, cytosolic [GTP]-like. The transcript is spliced from 2 exons. Gene Ontology annotation, biological process: gluconeogenesis; oxaloacetate metabolic process; cellular response to glucose stimulus. The record is from RefSeq and is a predicted model, not a curated record. The annotation marks the transcript as partial. Lineage: Eukaryota; Metazoa; Chordata; Actinopteri; Cypriniformes; Cyprinidae. Gene Ontology annotation, molecular function: phosphoenolpyruvate carboxykinase (GTP) activity; GTP binding; manganese ion binding. Gene Ontology annotation, cellular component: cytosol.
AGAGACACUAUUCCCAUUCCCACCGGAGGUGCCAAGUCCCAGCUGGGCAGCUGGAUGAGUGAGGAAGACUUUCAGAAAGCCAGAGAGGACCGCUUUCCUGGCUGCAUGGCAGGACGCACUAUGUAUGUGAUCCCCUUCAGUAUGGGCCCUGUGAACUCUUCUCUUGCCAAGUUUGGUGUUCAGGUGACAGAUUCUCCAUAUGUGGUGGCUAGCAUGGGCAUCAUGACACGCAUGGGGACUCAUGUGCUGGAAAAACUAGCCGAGGGUGCGGAGUUUGUGCGCUGCCAGCACUCUUUGGGCCGACCUUUACCACUCAAAG